Molecule: messenger RNA, 8181 nt
Organism: Meleagris gallopavo (turkey)
Lineage: Eukaryota; Metazoa; Chordata; Aves; Galliformes; Phasianidae
Source: RefSeq, a predicted model, not a curated record
GCUGCCUGGAUGGCCGGUUCCUGCGACUGCCCUGUGCGCCGGGCUUUCUCGCAGCCCAGGGACGUGCGCUUCCUUCUCCCGCAUCGCACUGCAUGCUGUAACCUGCUGCUGAACCAACAAAUUGGAAACAAUUCAUAGCAUCAAAGACUUCAGACUGAUGCCGCCUAUCAAGCCUUCAAGCACUGUGAACUGAAACUACUAAUCUUGGAGUUUGUCACGUGAGUCAAAAGGAAUGCUUUUCUGAUAUUAACAAGGACUAUUACUGCCAUUAUGACGAGCCAGGAGAAGCGGCUUAACCUUAGUCCUGGAGAGUUCUCUCAGCUUCAGAAAUAUGCAGAAUAUUCCACUAAGAAAAUUAAGGAUGUCUUAGAAGAGUUCCAUGGCAGUGGUGUGUUAGCAAAAUAUAAUCCUGAAGGGACAAUUGAUUUAGAGGGAUUCAAGCUGUUCAUGAAGACUUUUCUGGAGGCAGAGCUACCUGAUGAUUUCAUUGAGCAUCUUUUUACAUCAUUUAGCAACAAAAUCUCUCACUGCAGCCCAUUAAUAAAAAACAAACCCCCGCUCCUUUCUGGAGUUAAAGUGUCUGAAGAGAGAUGGAAACAGAUGCCAGGUCUGAGACUUAACAAAGGUACCUCUACAUCCCGACCUCCUACACCUGCCAACUUGAAUUUACCAGAUGCGAUCCAGCUGAAAGACAUUGUUUGUUAUUUAUCACUGUUAGAAAGAGGAAGACCUGAAGACAAGCUAGAAUUUAUGUUUCGUUUAUAUGAUACAGAUGGAAAUGGAUACCUGGAUAGUUCGGAGCUGGAAAAUAUCAUUGCACAAAUGAUGCAUGUGGCAGAGUACCUUGAAUGGGAUAUUACUGAACUGAGCCCAAUUCUUCAUGAAAUGAUGGAAGAAAUUGACUAUGAUCAUGAUGGCACUGUUUCUCUAGAAGAGUGGAUCCAAGGAGGAAUGACAACAAUCCCACUCUUGGUCCUUCUUGGAUUAGAGAAUAAUGUGAAAGAUGAUGGGCAGCACGUAUGGAGACUGAAGCACUUUAACAAGCCUGCUUAUUGUAAUCUUUGUUUGAACAUGCUAAUCGGAGUAGGCAAGCAGGGCCUCUGCUGUUCUUUUUGCAAGUAUACAGUCCAUGAACGCUGUGUCUCAAGAGCUCCUGCGUCUUGCAUCAAAACAUAUGUGAAGUCCAAAAAGAAUACUGAUGUAAUGCACCAUUUCUGGGUGGAAGGAAAUUGUCCAACAAAAUGUGACAAAUGUCAUAAAACCAUAAAAUGUUACCAAGGUUUGACUGGACUUCACUGUGUUUGGUGUCAGAUCACAUUGCAUAACAAAUGUGCUUCACAUCUAAAACCUGAAUGUGACUGUGGACCUUUGAAGGACCAUAUUUUACCACCCACAUCAAUCUGCCCAGUAGUAUUGACGCUACCCACUUUAGGAGGUUUGCUCCCUGAGGAAAGGCAGGCAACAGUGAAAAAAGAAAAGGGUUGUCCCCAGCAAAUGAACAAACUGGGAGAACGAAACAAAAUGCAGAGAGCAAAUUCCAUCACCGUAGAUGGACAAGGUCUUCAGAUCACUCCAGUUCCAGGCACUCAUCCACUUUUAGUUUUUGUCAAUCCUAAAAGUGGUGGGAAACAAGGAGAAAGAAUUUAUAGAAAAUUUCAGUACCUUUUAAAUCCUCGUCAAGUUUAUAGUCUUGCUGGAAAUGGACCAAUGCCAGGGUUAAAUUUUUUUCGAGAUGUUCCUGAGUUCAGAGUACUAGCAUGUGGUGGAGAUGGGACAGUAGGCUGGAUUUUGGAUUGCAUAGAGAAAGCAAACUUGCUUAAGCAUCCUCCAGUUGCAAUUCUUCCUCUUGGGACUGGCAAUGAUUUAGCAAGGUGUCUGAGAUGGGGAGGAGGUUAUGAAGGUGAAAAUUUAAUGAAGAUCUUAAAAGACAUUGAGAACAGCUCUGAGAUUUUGCUGGACAGGUGGAAAUUUGAAGUAAUACCCAACGAUAAAGACGAGAAAGGAGAUCCAGUGCCUUACAACAUUAUCAAUAACUACUUUUCAAUCGGCGUGGAUGCUUCAAUUGCCCAUAGAUUCCACAUCAUGAGAGAAAAACAUCCAGAGAAGUUCAACAGUAGGGGAAUACAGCUGGCAAGUUCAAAGGCAUACAAAGAUGUUGACACACCUAAGUCUGAUGUUAAACCAAAUCACAGAAUGAAGAACAAAUUUUGGUAUUUUGAAUUUGGCACUUCGGAAACUUUCUCAGCCACCUGUAAGAAGCUGCAUGAAUCUGUAGAAAUAGAAUGUGAUGGGAUUCAGCUAGACUUGAUCAAUAUUUCUCUGGAAGGAAUUGCCAUUCUGAACAUCCCAAGCAUGCAUGGUGGAUCAAAUCUGUGGGGGGAGACAAAGAAAAGACGCAGCCAUCGUCGGACAGAAAAGAAGAGAUCAGAUAAAAGAACCACAGUCACAGAUGCCAAGGAACUGAAGUUUGUAUGCCAAGAUCUUAGUGACCAGCUUAUGGAAGUGGUUGGUCUGGAAGGAGCCAUGGAGAUGGGUCAGAUAUAUACAGGCCUGAAAAGUGCUGGAAGAAGACUUGCCCAGUGCUCAUCCGUUGUCAUCAGGACCAGCAAGUCUCUGCCUAUGCAGAUAGAUGGGGAACCUUGGAUGCAAACCCCCUGCACGAUAAAAAUUACCCACAAGAACCAAGCCCCUAUGUUGAUGGGUCCUCCUCCAAAAACUGGUCUUUUCUCUUCUAUCAUCAAAAGAACAAGGCACCACAGCAAGGAAUAAGUCUGUAUAGUUUAGUUUUUAGAAAAUCAAUUAGCUUUGUUGGGCUUUGGAAUAUUUAUGCUGGAAAUCUUUCAAAAAUUUUAGACUAUCUUCUACUUGCAAAUUCAUGGAUUUUUAUUUAAUAGUUUCUGUAACUGAGCUAAUGUAAAACUAUGCUAUUAGAAAAAAAGUUAUUGUCACAGGUUUGUAGGCAUUUUGCAUGAAGAAAGCAGAUGUUUACAUAAAAUGAUAAAGCAUUUUUUUGUUGUUGUUGUUGCAUGAAGUACCAUUUAUUAAUCUAUGGGAUAAUUUUGCCAUGGAAUAUAGGAAGAGAAUGCCAUGGGUAAUUUGAUUUUCUCUCCAUUGCAUUUCUAUUUUUUGUGUGUGCUUUUUUCUAUUAUAAUGAUCAUUUACAAUAAGUUCAGUAGUGUCAGUUGAAUCAAACAUCUCCACAUCAAUAACCAAUGAGACCUGGUUCAGAGUAAAGUUUAUUACCAGUCUCAUUAACUUUUACUUAUAUUUUAUCAUUUGUUUCUACCCUGAGAAUAUUUUUAUUCAGCUAAGUAUUCAAAUCUUAAAUCUUAUUCUGAUAACUUCUAUGUAUGUAACUGUACCUGCUGAAAACUUAAAAUUCAAUGUAUGCAAUAUUCAAAUGAUUAUGAUCAUUCUUGUGUAGGUAUUUGCAAGACUUGAAGUUUGAGCAAAAAUUAUCUGGUUAAAGAGAUCAUUCAAAGAUUGAAGAUAGUAGUAUUUGCAAAAGUAGCUAUCAGUAUUAUCUGUUGAAACACUAGAGUCAUUUUAAUGAGCAAUACAUCUCUGGAGCAUGGUAAACUUUAAAUCAUUCUGCAUUAUUGACCAAUAGUAUAGUGUGUAUGCACACAAAUAACCAAAGCUCAUGCUUAAUAAAGUGCAUUUCCCACCAAAGAUUUAGUGAAGGAUACUUCAGAGAAAUGAGCUAAUUCAUAAUUAAUCAAGAUCACUGGAAUAGACUCACCUCUGAAAGUUUAGAGUUCUUUUGAUUAUGUCAGCAAUGUCCUGACAAAUGUUGAGAUGGGGAAAAAAAAGCAUUAAAUUGCAAAUGCUCAAUUUUCAUUUAUUUCAUAAGCCGAUAAACACAUAUUCUAAAUAUUGAAACAUACAUAGUUUAAACAUUGGAAAAUUAAAUAUAUGUCUAAUUUUAUUUUUAUUAUUAUUUAUAUAUCUAUGCUAUCCAUAGUUUACUUGUCCUCUGAAUUAAUAUAUUAAGGAAAGGAUAAACAGGUAUCCAUUUUCCUUUCGUAGUCUCAUUGCCUGGAAUAAAAACAUCUCUUGUAAUAAAUUUGGGGGAAACAAUUUUUCAGAUUUUUACUUAGCCCUCUGAAAGACUUCCUAACAGCUUAGAAAUAAUAAUACAGGGAUUUGUCUGGGGUUUGCACAACACUGUCUAAUGUUGAAGGGAAGUCCAAGAAUGGCAACUUUUUUUAGUCGUGCAUAUCAACAGGCUCAAUCAAAACUUCUGUGCAGUCUUAACAUUGCUCAGAGUGAGCUGCUUCUCAUCUCUGCAUGUCUUAAGUUCUCAGAAAUUUCAUAAAAAAAUACAAAAAAGUAAAACUUUGCUUGAAAUGCAUGAUUUCCCAUUUUUAUCUAGAUUUUUAAAUGUUAAUGAUUUAUUAAAUCUAUUUUUGUAUUGAUUCAUUCAUCCAUCAAAAAAAUAGUAUGUGAUCAUUCUGUAGUGCACGACACUGUGCAUGUACUUAAUGUUGAUAUAAUUUCUUCCUCAGUGUAAGAAUUCACUCCUAUAAAUCCUAAUUUAUAUAAUAGAUGCCGAAAUAAAAAUCAGUAUAUAGUUGGUAAGAAUUAUGAUUUUGAAAUAUAUGAUCAGUGUUCUGUAAACAUUAGGAGGUAAAUACUGAUUAAUGUUAUGUUCAGCAUUAAGUAGAAAAAUAGGAGGUCAAUUACUUGCUAAAAUUAAGGUCUUCUGUUCCCCAUUCUUGGGUCCAGUGUUGGGUCCAAUCAGUUACCAUACUAGUGAACUCCUUUUUUUCCAGUGCAUUGCAAGCGUACAAACACAAAAGUAUUCGAUGCACUUGUUGACUGCAUAUAUAGAAUUAUAGAAGUAACAAUUAUAGAAGUAACGAUAUCUGCAAAAGAAGGAACUUGCUGACAUAAUAUUACAUAAAGUGCAUAUUGGUUUUAUGAAAUUAUGGUUAUAGGUGAUAUUUUCAGAUAACUUGACAUAGGAUUUUCUACCAGUGCUCUUAACUUUUUGUGGCAAAGAUGUGUUUAAUGAUAAUAUAUAACGUGUUCUCUGUGAUUAUCUCAUGAACAUUGUAACUCUGAAAACAAAUAAAAAGAUACAUAAGCUAUUCUUUAAUAAUGUAUGCAAUUUUAAACUGCCAGUCUGAAUAGCAAAUUCUUCACAACAUGCUUUUUCAUAUAAAGAGGAAUAGAUGGGUAAUCAUGUAAUCACAAUUACAUACAGUUCUGACUAGUUGUAUAAAAGGUAAAUCCAGAUGCAUUUGUCAGUUUGUAUCAAAUUCUUAUGGUAGCAAAAUAUAAUGGAGCAGCUAUGAUACUACAUAUUGACAUAUGAUAUCAGUGACAUCCUGUCUGUCUGUAAAUUGUGUUUGUUUAUUUGUUUACAGUGGCCUCUAAUAAUAUAAAACCACAAUCAAGUUGAAUGUGUUGAUGAAAAGCUUAGAGCACAUAAAACAUACUAGGAAACGAAAUGCUUGGUGUAAUGAAAGAGAAUUUCUCUUUUUUUUUUUCCUUUUCUUCCACUUCAAUGUGUGCAGAACUAGCAUUGUGAAGUUACAUUUUUGUAUAUGAAGUGAAGCUAUGAAUAUAUGUAUGUAUAGAUGAACUGUUCUUAUAUUGACUGGAUAUUAAGAGUAGUACCUGUAAACCUUCCACAGUUUACAGUGAGGUAUUCUUUAAAGUCUCAUUAAUGACAUUUACAACAUGAAUGGAAAUUAUAACAAUGUAGAAAUUAUGUCUGGCACCGAAUUGGCAAAUUUUUCAUCUCCCUAGUAGGAUGUUGCAGGUGGCCAAUGUGCUGAGGAAAGCAUCACUUUCAAUUCAGUUCCUAUUAAACUCAGAAUUUGGUGCAGAGACAAAUACAGUGUUACUGCUUCCAGUACUUGCAAGGUAUUUGUAUGUAUAUCAUCACAAUUAUUUAAAGCUGAGGGGUUAGAUGUCAUGUUUUAUGCUUAUUGGAGUGUGUAUGCGUACUCUAGAUCAGGUAACGUGUUAAUACACUUAGGACUUUGACGAUCUAAGAAACACUUAAUAUUAGUUUCUGAAACAAGUAGAUGCCCUAUAACACUGUCUCAUUCUUAUCAACUCUGUUUUAUUACAUAUAAGUCAUACCAAUGAUUACCUAAUAUUCAAAAUUAUCUAUUGCAAAUAAAGUCAACAAGUUCAUCAUGUUUGAAAAUCUCAGUAUAAGAAGUAAUUACAGUUAGAGUAUCUGGGUUUGACAUUAUAAGAAGCUAAGAGAAAAACAUCCUUUUUUAAGUGUGGUUGAUUUCUUUUGCUGUUUAUGUUGGUUUUAUUUUGUUGGUUUGCUGUGGGUUUUUUUGUUUCUUUUUUGUAGUUGCUUUUCUUUUAUUGCUGAGACUAUGGAUGUUCAGACAUUUGCAACAAGCUUCUCUGUGAUUUAAGAUACUAGCAGUAUUCUGUAAGUUACUUCAAUCCCAACUUGUUACUGGGACUUAUAACUUUGACAAAGAUCAUAGGGAGGUUCCUAGGAAGGAAGACUUCCUGGGAAGCAGCCACUUUAAAGGAGUAUAGUCCAUCACCUGUCUGGAGAAGACUAAAGGAAAUGGCUGCAAAUCUGAAAAAAAAAAAAUCCAGAAUAAUUACCUCUAGGCAAGAAAUCCAGGGAAGAGCAGAGGUGAACUCUGCUAAGCAAUGAAAAAAAAACAAAUGUUAAAAGUGAUGUGCAAAAAAAAAGUACAAAACAAACCACAAAAAUUGUGUGGGGCCAGAGUGGCCAGGUAAAGUUAUUCGAGACUAAUGAGAAUUAAUGUGCCAACAAAAUUAAUUAUGUUAAUCUGGAGUCUUGUUCUAUUUAGAAUGAGGGAUGUGGAUAGUGUUGUUGUUUUUUAUUUUUUUUCUUUUGUGGGGAGUGUCAUAGAUGUUAGAUCAAGUGGAGCCUCAUUGAGCCUUUCCAGUGAAGGGAGAAAGAUUUGUGAAUGAAAGAAAGAUAUAUAAUAUACAUAAUUGUAUGGGAAUUGUUGAGUCAUGACCUGAACCACUGAUUGAUCACGUGAGGCAAGGACUGAGCCAGCCAUGGGAGCACAGGUGAAAGCAAUUCACCUGUGUGACUGGAAGGGGUGGAGCCUGACUGCACCUCUCCUAGACCUCAUUUAAGGCUGACAGCCACUGGGGAGGAUCUCUUUCUGGAGAUUCCUGGUGUUUUCUACUGUGAGCCUAGAACAUGGGUGAGCAUUUCAUUUUUGAUUGUCUUCCAUCAUGAUAAUUUUUUAAACUAUAAACCUGUGAAAUACUAUCCUAACCACACCACUCUUCUAACUUUUGUCAAUUGUACAUAUAAUCAAAAAGGUAAAGAAUCUUCUAGGCUUUUGUUUAUUUCUGAAUGCUUUUAUAACUUGAAAAAAAUUGGCCUUGCUAUUAAGUGAGUUGAGCAAAACUGCUAAGCAGUUAGCAGGGAAGUUAAUAAAUGAAUUUAGAAAGCUGAGGUGGUUACAAGAACUGCUCCAUGUUUUAUGCAAGAGUGGUAAAGAAUAUGCUAACCUCUUGUCAGAUAAUUGCUACUUGUCUCUAGCUUUACAAGGUCUGAAAGCAUUUUGUUUUCCCUGUAUAUAAGGAAGGAAACUUCUUGUGGUCCUGUUGAGGUGAGUAAAAGCCUUGCAGUACCCUGGCUGCAAAAUAAAUCAAAAUGCCAGAUCUGGAAGUUAAAUCUCUGUUAAAGAGAUAUAAACUAAUAAGUGAAAAUUCAUGGCACAUGAGGAUCUGAGGAUGAGCUGUGCAGGAAUACUUAUCUGAUGGUGCAAGCUCUGUCCAGGUUUGUAAAGAUUAUUUGGUUUCUGCCAAACUUGGUCUUCUACUAUGGAGAACCUGCUGGGUUAUGUAGCCUAAUUAGCAAUCAGUUGUUGGAUAUCUUGUUAAUUUUGGAUAAGCACAUUUGAUCUCUCCUGUGAAGUUGUUCUGUGGCCAAUAAGCCUUUUGGAAGAAGACAAUAUUUGGGGCAGAAAGACUUAAAUAGCUUGUUGUUGGAUAGCUUUUUAUUUGGAUGUAGCAAAAGUAUUGUCAAGUUCAUGGUGGUUUCAUGAAGGCCUGUGCAGGAAUAGAGUUGUUUCAGUACUAUGCCCACUGCAGCGUCAUUGAGCCAUUUCCAGAUUUGGUUCUUUGUAAAACUAUCUUCUGCUUUUCAGCAAGUCUUGCACCUCUUGUAGUGCCUAUUCCAGGUGGGGCUGAGAGGACUGGAGA